This is a messenger RNA of Symbiodinium pilosum, 435 nucleotides long. NCBI's taxonomy places the organism in Eukaryota, Dinophyceae, Suessiales, Symbiodiniaceae. The record is from the annotation of a GenBank genome assembly.
GACAUGGGUACUCCGGACUACAAGGUCUCUGACGAUGUCCGCACACAGCUGUACAUCGUGGCGACUCUUUGCGGUGUGUGCCUGACGGCCUCCCUGGUGUUCUUCUGGACUUCCACACCCAGCAGCAGGCCGGAGAAGGAAGUGGAAGCUGAAGCUCAGCCAGCUGAGGAGGUUGAUGCGGAGGCCCAGCCCGUUGAGGCACGCGGCACAUCUCUGGAGGACUACGAGGACCUGGUGCAGCUGAUGCUCCAGAAGGCCAUGCAGAGUCUGGGGCCAAAGGCGGCCAAGGGCGUCCAGGUGAAGACAAUCAUCACUGACAAGUUCACCUCUCUGGCAGACAAAGCAAAGGCCUUUGUGAUGACAGAGCUGACUGAUGGGGUGGGCUCCGUGGCCCGUGCGCUGGAGAUGGAGGAGUUCAUGGUACUUCUGGACGAG